Messenger RNA from Microstroma glucosiphilum, 738 nucleotides. RefSeq names its product Snf7-domain-containing protein. Gene Ontology annotation, cellular component: multivesicular body. Lineage: Eukaryota; Fungi; Basidiomycota; Exobasidiomycetes; Microstromatales; Microstromataceae. The record is from RefSeq and is a predicted model, not a curated record. The transcript is spliced from 3 exons. Bases 1 to 738 code for a protein of 245 amino acids. Gene Ontology annotation, biological process: vesicle budding from membrane; late endosome to vacuole transport via multivesicular body sorting pathway.
AUGAACCGGCUCUUUGGCUCACGCAACGCCAAGCCCAAGCCAGGUCUCGCAGAGGCCAUUGCCAGUACUGAGCAGCGCGCCGAUGGAGUCGAGGUCAAGAUCAGGAAGCUGGACGGAGAACUGGGAAGGUAUCGUGAUCAGAUGAAGAAGAUGAGGGAUGGACCGGGCAAGACGGCGAUUCAGCAACGAGCCCUGCGAGUGUUGAAGCAGAAGCGCCUCUACGAAGGUCAGCUAGCCCAACUGCAGCAGCAAUCCUACAACAUGGAGCAAGCAACCAUGACCACUGAGAAUCUCCGCAACACAAUGGCCACCGUAGACGCCAUGCAGACUGCCAACAAGGAGAUGAAGAAGACCUAUGGCAAAAUUGAUCUAGACAAGAUUGAAAGAAUUCAAGAUGACAUGGAGGAUUUGAUGGAAAGUGCGAAUGAGGUGCAGGAGACAAUGGGAAGGAGUUAUGGUGUACCGGAUGAGAUUGAUGAAACUGACUUGCAGGCGGAAUUGGAUGCACUUGGCGACGAUUUGGGCGAAGAAGAGUCGGAGACGCCCUCCUAUCUGCAGGAAGGCCCCUCGCAAUUACCAGACUUCAUCGACGAUGCGCCCCUCUCCACUCCUCAGCACGAAUCGGUGGGUAGACAUGCUGUGGAAAGUCGAGCGUAUGAUGACAAGCAGCUAACAAACCUAUUGCACCCGCCUUUCGUCUGCUUUGCCUCACCCUUCUCCACAGCACAAUGCCAAUGA